Ziziphus jujuba (common jujube) is the source of this 1117-nucleotide messenger RNA. RefSeq names its product RING-H2 finger protein ATL48-like. The record is from RefSeq and is a predicted model, not a curated record. Gene Ontology annotation, molecular function: zinc ion binding. The transcript has a single exon. Gene Ontology annotation, biological process: protein ubiquitination. The coding region runs from base 1 to 891 and encodes 296 amino acids. Lineage: Eukaryota; Viridiplantae; Streptophyta; Magnoliopsida; Rosales; Rhamnaceae.
AUGGUGAUGACAUUGGCCUCCAUGAAUGUAAACAUUGACGUUGACGCAGAACGUGUUGCAGGGCGGUUGAACCGGGAAGAAGAAGAAGAAGAAGAAGAAGAAGCAGCUAAUUCUUCAUCUUCUUCUUCUACGCUGGACAUCUGUUUGAACGUCAAGAUGCGAAUGGUUUGCAGCAAUGGCUUCAAUUACGAAUUCCCAGAAAUUCCCACACAGAUUACUUCAAUCUCUCUGCCUGGUCAUCCCAAUAGCAUUCAAAAUCCCACCAUAUGCCGAUCCAGCAUUCAAAUUGGACUUUCAAAUUGUUUAUCGGACCCCGACCAGGCCCACCUCCAUGGCGCCGCAGACGCUCUUCUCAUCCCAUCAUCGUAUAUAUCUCCUGAUCCAACCCCAAUACUACUUGACCAGCAACAGCACCGCCCAAUAAGCGCCAUUGAUCUUUUGGCCCAGCGAGUGGCAUCCACUGCAUCAUCACUUUUGGCCGAGAAGUCUGAUAAUUGUUCAGAUGGAUUUGGAUUGAUAUUAUUUCACUUUUCGGCUCGUGUGGAAUUUGAAACUGUUUUAACUGGUGUUAACCCAGCUAUAUGUACUAUUUUUGAGAAGGAAAAUAAGAAAGUUAUUGCACUUGACAAGUUGAAGAAGAAGCACACUUUUCAAGUUUCUUCUUCUUCAAGAAAUCAAAAGGAGGAGGAGGAAUUUGUGGGUAGCGAUUGCAGAAUUUGCUUGCAGGACUUAUGGGCUACUGGCAUUUACUUGAUGCGUCUGCCUAAUUGCACCCAUGUUUUUCACCAAAAAUGCAUCCUUUCAUGGUUGAAGGAAUCCAAUUCGUGUCCUCUCUGUAGAAACUUUUGUUUGGAAAAUCUAGAUGAUCUCAUGACUGAUUUAACCAUUUAAAUAUAAUGUUAAUAAUUAAUUCUGCAACGACUCUGGCUUUCAUUCUUUUGAUAAUUUUAUUCUAUAUAUUUUAAUGAAUAAUUUUCUUAUUACUACCUUACCUUGCCCUCCUAGUAGCAUUGAUGUUUUAAUUAAUUCAAAACAGGUUGUCUUAAUUAAAUUUAAAGAAAAUAUAAAAUUUUAUAAUAUCAACUCUUAAGAACUAAUAAGCUAGAAUCCUAACAUA